Molecule: messenger RNA, 1279 nt
Organism: Populus euphratica (Euphrates poplar)
Lineage: Eukaryota; Viridiplantae; Streptophyta; Magnoliopsida; Malpighiales; Salicaceae
Product: peroxidase 46-like
Exons: 5
Coding region: 234-1253 (339 amino acids)
Biological process (GO): response to oxidative stress; hydrogen peroxide catabolic process
Molecular function (GO): peroxidase activity; heme binding
Source: RefSeq, a predicted model, not a curated record
CAAAGGCACAGACACCAAUAAGCAUGAGAAAAUGUGAAGACAUAAAUAGAGUGAUGCUGUCUAACAUCCCAUCUACCUCAUGACAGCACCCCACAAUGUAAAUGCAACAUUUAAUGCAGAGGACUCUGUCCUUUUUCUCUCUUGAAAUGUAUCAACGUCAAGCAAGACACGAGCAACAGUGAUGACUGAUGCUGUCUGCAAUUUUCCUAAAAGAACACUGAAAGAAAAUCCUCAUGGAGACAAACGCUAUACCUUUUUCUGCAAGACCUCAUUUGUGUAGUUUUCUGGUUCUUGGUCUCUUACAUGCUGUUGUUGUUGCUCCCCCUGCUUCUGCCAGUCUCUUUUUCAACUUUUAUGGAGCUUCAUGCCCAACUGCUGAACUUAUCGUUUCAAACACAGUUAGAUCAGCUUCCUCUUCAGACCCUACCAUCCCAGGGAAGCUACUUCGUUUGGUUUUCCAUGACUGCUUUGUGGAGAUGUCAUGGUUACAGGGCUGCGAUGCAUCCGUGCUGCUGCAAGGAAAUGGGACUGAGCGAAGUGAUCCAGGGAACAGAUCUCUCGGAGGGUUUCAAGUUAUUGAUUCAGCUAAAAGAAUGCUUGAAAUCUUCUGUCCAGGAACUGUUUCUUGUGCUGAUGUUGUUGCUUUGGCUGCUAGAGAUGCUGUUGCAAUUACUGGUGGACCUCAGCUUCAGAUUCCAACUGGUAGGAGAGAUGGGAGGGUAUCGGCAGCCGCAAAUGUGAGACCUAAUAUUAUAGACACGACUUUUACAAUGAAUGAGAUGAUUAACAUCUUCACUGCUAAAGGAUUAUCUAUUGAAGACCUUGUUGUGCUAUCAGGAGCUCACACUAUAGGAUCAGCUCAUUGCAGCGCAUUCAGUGAUCGGUUCCAAGAGGACUCCAAGGGGAAGCUCACACUCAUCGACACAUCUCUAGACAGGAAUUAUGCAAAUGAACUAAUGCAAAGAUGUCCAGUGGAUGCAAGCGCUUCAAUAACAGUUGUUAAUGAUCCUGAAACAUCCUCAUCAUUUGACAAUCAGUACUACCGAAACCUAGUGGCCCACAAGGGCCUUUUCCAAUCAGAUUCAGUUCUUUUAGAUGACAAAAGAACAAGGAAUCUAGUACAGGAUUUUGCAAAUGAUCAAGAGAAGUUUUUCCAGAGUUGGAGCCAGUCAUUUUUGAAGCUAACAAGCAUUGGAGUAAAAACAGGUGAGGAAGGGGAAAUUCGCCAAUCUUGUUCAAUGACUAGUGGAUGAAGAACCUUGAAUGAGUUGGUUUUCUC